AGCGCAGUUUCAAGAUUCAUCUUGAGAAGGUAGCAGUACAUUUACCGCUCAAAGUGAGUCCGAAGCCUAAGGCGUGGGCUUGGAGUCCUGACUCAAAAGAUACCUCCUUGUUUUUACCGGGCCGAACGUCGUUCCGCAAGAGCUCGGCAAGAUGAGUGACAGGAGUCGACUAACGGGAAAGAUUGGAGAUGAAACUUUGAUUGAGAUGAGCCAGAACUCCCUAUGUGAUGGGGACAACAACGGCUUCCCCCACGAUACUGACGGCUAUCCCCAGCCUGACCCUUCAGAGUCUCCCACUCCUUACAUCAACCCUCCUGAUCAUGGCUCCUGUGAGUCUCUGGGUCCUGGGGUCCAGGGUCAUGGUACCUGUGAUUCUCUGGGUCCUGGGGUCCAGGGUCAUGGUACCUGUGAUUCUCUGGGUCUUGGGGUCCAGGGUCAUGGUUCCUGUGAUUCCCUCCGCUCCAGUUUGCCCUCCAUCCACUCUCACCACUCAGGCUCUGACCACAGUGACAGCAGCCCUGAACGUGGACAGAUCCUUAGACGUUUGUCCACCGUGACUGGGCUGACUGGGAUGUGGAGAAAAAGGGCUCUGUUCCUGAAGCAUCGCUCCAGGGUUGACAAGCAUCAGCAGAGUAAAGACUCUGUGUUCUUCCGGGAUGGAAAGAGGAGGAUUGACUUCAUCCUGUCCUAUGUGGAUGACCGAGACGGAGAGAGGAAGCAGGAGAGGCGGAAGGAGUACGAAGCUAACCUAAAGAAGGCAGGUCUGGAGCUGGAGACAGAGGAUCAAUCGGAGUCAGAUGAUGGUAAGACAUACUAUGUGAAGAUCCACACUCCAUGGGAUGUGCUAGCCACCUAUGCCGAUGUCCUCAAGAUCAAGGUUCCCUUCAAGGCCAACGACAUCCCCGCCCACAAGGACAUUCCCAUGAACUGGCUGUUCACUCCCUUCCGUCUACCGAACCACAUUAUGAAUCCUGAACCAGACUACUUCACCUCACCCUUCAACAAGGAAAAGAUCGACUUCUUCCUUAUCGAUGACAAGGAGACCUUCUUCCCUCCCUCUGUCCGCAACAGGAUAGUGUACUAUAUCCUGGCCCGCUGUGCGUACUACAAGGAGGACAGUGAUGACAAGAACAAGAAGGGCAUCAAGCGCCUGCUCAACAACGGGACCUACGGGGCUGCCUUCCCACUACAUGAUUCUCGCUACUGGAAGGCAUCCAGAGACCCCAACAGUGAGAGUGAGAGAUUCAGCCUCUACAAACACUGGGCCCGGUUCUUCAGUUUCUUCAAAGAGCAGCCUCUCAAUUUGAUACGGAAGUAUUACGGGGAGAAGAUUGGGAUCUACUUUGCCUGGCUGGGUUUCUACACUGAGAUGCUGUUCUUCGCUGCGGUAGUCGGCCUGAUCUGCUUUCUCUAUGGAUUGUUCACCUUCGAUGACAACGUCUGGAGUAAAGAAAUCUGCAGUGAGGAGAUUGGAGGCAACAUUAUCAUGUGUCCGCUGUGUGAUAAGACGUGUGGCUACUGGAAGCUCAACUCAACGUGUAAUUCGUCCUGGCAAUCGCAUAUGUUUGACAAUGUGGGGACAGUUUUCUUUGCCAUAUUCAUGGGGAUUUGGGUGACUCUGUUCCUGGAGUUCUGGAAGCGUCGGCAGGCCCGGCUGGAGUACGAGUGGGACCUGGUGGACUUUGAGGAAGAGCAGCAGCAGCUUCAACUACGACCAGAGUACGAGAUCAAGUGUACCAGCCGCAGACUCAACCGCGUUACACAGGAGAUGGAACCAUACUUUCCCGCAAAAUCCCAGUGUGCUCGUACAUUCCUGUCUGGAGCCACCGUCAUAUUCUGGAUCUCCCUGAUCAUAGCGUGUAUCAUCGGAGUGAUAGCCUACCGUUUGGCGGUGUACGCUGCGUUUGCCAGCAUCAUGAAGGACAGCCCCACCAAUAACAUCCACAUGGUGGGCUCCCUCAUCACCCCGCAGCUCGCCACCUCAGUCACCGCUUCCUGCAUCAACUUUGUCAUCAUCAUGAUCCUCAACGUGAUGUAUGAGAGAGUGGCCAUCUGGAUCACUGACAUGGAGAUCCCCAAAACACACCUGGAGUACGAGAACAAGCUGACAGUGAAGAUGUUUCUGUUCCAGUUCGUCAACUACUACUCUUCCUGUUUCUACGUGGCCUUCUUCAAGGGGAAGUUCGUCGGCCGUCCCGGAGACUACAUCUAUAUGUUCGGCUGGAGCAAGCUGAGGAACGAGGAGUGUGAUCCUGGUGGCUGUCUCAUUGAGCUGACCACUCAGCUGGUCAUAGUGAUGGCAGGCAAACAGGUGUGGGGUAACAUCCAGGAAGCUCUGGUUCCGUGGCUGCUGAACUGGUGGGGGAGCCGCAAAGCCCGUAGCCACCCUGAGAGCCUGUACAGCCGCUGGGAGCAGGAUCAUGACCUGCAGAACUUUAGCCAUCUGGGUCUUUUCUAUGAGUACCUGGAGAUGGUGAUCCAGUUUGGUUUCAUCACUCUGUUCGUGGCCUCCUUCCCUCUGGCCCCCCUGCUCGCGCUGUUGAACAACAUUAUAGAAGUUAGAGUGGACGCCUGGAAGUUCACCACCCAGUUCCGCCGGCCCGUGGCGGCCAAAGCCCACAGCAUCGGAGCCUGGCAGGAAAUACUGAACGGAGUUGCCGUUUUCUCAGUCGUCACCAACGCGUUCAUCGUAGCCUUCACAUCAGACAUGAUUCCCCGGCUGGUGUACAUGUAUGCCUACAGCCCUGACAACGAUCUCUCUAUGAAGGGCUACAUCAACAAUAGUCUGUCAGUGUUCAACAUCUCUGGGUUCUCUGAGGACAACCGGCCUGAUGACGGAGAGAGCCCUGAAUGGUUCAACAGCUCUGUCAUCACCACCUGCAGGUACCGUGACUACCGCUACCCUCCAGGCCAUGAGAAGCAGUACACUCACACCAUGCAGUUCUGGCACAUCCUGGCUGCCAAGCUGGCCUUCAUCAUUAUCAUGGAGCACGUGGUGUUCAUGGUGAAGUUCUUUGUGGCAUGGAUGAUUCCUGACGUUCCCGCGGAGGUGAAGGCCAGGGUCAAACGGGAACGCUACCUCAUCCAGGAGUACCUGCAUAACUACGAGGUGGAGAACCUGAAGAUCCAGCUAAGCCACAGGAACGAUGACUGCUCCUCCAACCCCGUGGACUACCCCGACAUACCCCGGCGCGAAGUGCUAUCCGAGUGUCUCUAGCACCCGUCCUCGCCCUCCGCCCACUCGUUUGAUUUUGGCUCGUGUUCAUUAGGGCACACGACGGAAAACUUUUUCAAACGUUUUUCAACGGGAAAUGUAUAAUUAGCGUUUUUGUUAUUGGACAUGACCGAGAUAGGACAUUUCCCAGUUUUGAGUCUGUUUUGUUCCGUUUGGUGCCUCAUGAACAAGACCCUGUUCAGAUUGGGCUGGGGCCUGGGCUGGUCUUAAGGAGAUUCUCUAUAAACUACCCUGAACGGUGGGAGAUCUGUCAGGGCUCUAUCUGCUGGUGGGGUAUAGAGGGAAAACCUCACAGAAAUAGCGUUUUUAUUACCUCUGUUGGUAGAAAGGUGCUGUAUAAAUCACAUUCAUCAUCAUCAUCAUCAUCAUUAAAUACAAGACGAUACUACAUUUAGUGUGACAUGUUUAAAGCAGUGCCAGAUCUGUCCAUGUGUGGUCUAUGGGAUUUCAGAUCCCAUCUUCAAUCAACAACCAUUCACUUCCAUCCACACUAACAUACUAAGGCUACAUUUACACAGGCAGCUCAAUUCUGAUCUUCUUUUUCUUUUUUUACACUAAUUGGUGUUUUGACCAAUCACAUCAGAUCUUAUCACGUAAGAUUUUUUUUCAGAACUGAUCUAAUUGGUCAAAAGGCCAAUUAGUGGAAGAAA
Messenger RNA from Oncorhynchus kisutch (coho salmon), 3885 nucleotides. Its product is annotated as anoctamin-5. The record is from RefSeq and is a predicted model, not a curated record. Gene Ontology annotation, biological process: chloride transmembrane transport. The transcript has 24 exons. Bases 152 to 3217 code for a protein of 1021 amino acids. Gene Ontology annotation, cellular component: plasma membrane. Gene Ontology annotation, molecular function: protein dimerization activity; chloride channel activity. NCBI's taxonomy places the organism in Eukaryota, Metazoa, Chordata, Actinopteri, Salmoniformes, Salmonidae.